UUUGCAACGUCGAGCCGUAGACCGACGGUGAUUCUAGUCGUUUGGUCGCCAGCUAGCUUUUCCGCAAUCAACCUUCUAAUCACCGCCACUAUGAAUCCGGAGGGCUUCUUGCCACAGAAGCCGUUGCCAGAUUUUGUUGUGGGGAUGGGCCAAGCGGUCGCGAACGCUGUCAAGCUGUCAACAGGCAUGGACAUACCUUACCAAGAGGGUCUCAUGCUAAUCGUGAGCACGAUCGUCAUGGCAGUUUCAAUCGGUAUCUGGAUUGUGAUUGACGCCGGGAACCGAGCAGACAGAAAGGCACACCUUGCCGUCCUGGAGUCACGAGCAGCGCACAGAACAGCUGCAGCGGCGGCAGCAGCCGCGGCUGCGGCUGGCGGCUCAGCAGGCUUCGGAGCGACGGCGCCCGCGCCGCGCCGCACAUCGACCGAUCUUGAGCGACUGAACGAGCUUGCUCGCGCGCUUGCGGUGGCUGAGGGCCGCGACCCGGGGCCGAGCGUGGAGGCCGGCGCGGGCUCAGGGGUGCCAUUCGCGGGUGCUGGCAGCGCACAUGCCGAGAAGCGGUAUUCAAAGGACCCCGCACACAGCUCCAGCCUGCGGAGGCGUGGGGCUUGAACGGGCAGUUACGGCCGUCUCGGGGUUGCGCCGGGUCCAAGUUGACACUGACCGUGCGGCCUCAUGCGCAAGUAACGGCGACAGGUGCUUGUCGUGCUUGCGCUCUGACCAUCGAAUGUGGCAGCUGCUGGAAGAAUGCAUUUAUUUUUUGUGUAUCGGGGGGGUGCUUUAGUUACACGAGUGCACGGGAGAGGUAUGCUGCUACAGUCUGCAUUGCGGCGUACAAUUUGUGCCACCAUGGCACGAAGAAGAAAUAAGAACGUUUUGACAUAAUACCUGGAGCACUGAAUGAUAUUGAUAUGUUCGUCCGUACGUCAGCCCGUCUUGAGUCUGCACCUGUCUGCACCAGACCAGGACGAUGCUGUGGCGUCGAACUAAGCUACAAGCGGCUCUGGCGGUUAUCUCGCAACACAGAAAGGCAGCAUUGCUGUACUGUCCGUACGACUUUUGCCUGGCUGCCCAACAAUUGAAGUACUAUGAGCAUAUUGUAGGGCAGGGGCAUGCACUGAUACAUACUGCAUUAAUGCACUGACCUGGGCACACACUUGGCUGGCUACACGAAAUCCACUAGAAGUUCUGCAGUGCGUAUGAGGCUUGCUUGGUGCAGUUAGGGAAGGCAUGUGUUGCAACAACUGCAGCGUGAUACUGGUAAAUGCGUGUACGGAACCGUCGCUUGCUGGUAGCGCCCACUGGUGUGAGGGCGCCAGCUGGCCAAAGACAUCUCAUGUUAUAAGCGCCGCUGCCGUAGUGAACCAUAAGUCGCGUGGCUGGAUUGCCUGGGAAGAGGUGAAAGAGUUCGCAUACCUGCAAUUUGUUUUUGUGCCAUACACGCCCUUUUGCUGACUUACGGCUCCAGCUACGGUACGUAACUAUACGUGUGGAGGGGCAACCCGUUAACGAGACUGUUGGGGGCGUGGUUAUACCGUAUGUGUAGGGUGCGUUGUCACGACAAACUUAACGGCAGUGAGAUCAACCUGGCAAUCCGUGGUGCGGCUGGGCAUGGUCAUUUUGAUCUUGGGGCGUUGCGUGGUCUUGCUCGUGGCUCCGGCUGUGCGUCGCCCGCUAUUAUUGCCGGUGGACAGCUGGGACAAAUGGGAGGCCGAAGUCGAUGCACUUGCGGCGGUUACGAGUCACAUUGAAGUUGAUGGCGUUGUACGUAUGUGGGUGGUGAUGCAUUCUAAGAGAACCUGCGAGCGGGCGGACGGCAACUAAUGUGCUCCCUGCGUAGGUCUGCACCAAAGGGCGACAGCGAACACUGUGCACAACGUCCUCAAUAUCAUUUAGCAGUAUACACAGACGGGGAUAGUAUGCGGAAUAGGCAGCUUGGUGGAAGGGAAUGGUGUCCUUGUGCCACGUGAACCCAAUGUUGUUUCUGCGGCGGUUGCGCCUGCGCCGGAAUGGCCGGACCGAGCACUCGCACCCUUGCCUAGAGUGGCACGGUGGGACUAGCUAGGUGUUUGCAGGCUUGCGUCGCUUGCCGUACAUGCUCAACAGUACCGCUUUCCAAGCUAGCUUGGGGCUUCGGUCUUGGCGGCCUCUGGUUAUCUUCAAUGCUCUGACCCUUAGCAAACCCUGGACGUUUGCGGCUUGGUCUUCAUCAGUUGUUGGGUUUAGCCCUUUGCGCCGCUCUCAAUUAAUGCAAAGUCCGUGCUUUCGGGGCAGCAAUCCAGGGGAAGGGCGAAGCCUCCCAGGAACAACCCGUCACGGUGUGUCGUAGCUGUGUGCAUUAGAGUACGUUGGAGUACUUAAGGCGAUUUAUUGCUGUUGCCUGCUGUGCUUGUGCUUGACAGUGGGACGCGGCUGGCGAGCCAUGCCUGUACAGCGGCGACCCCGGCAAUGUCCGGGAGAUGAGGUAGACGCUUGCGGCCUCAGACUGGAGACGUGGCGUGGGCUCAGCCAACUUUUCCCUUGCGAGGGAAGACCACCCUUUUCUUCGUAUGCACCACACAUUAAGAAACACGAGCUCGG
This is a messenger RNA of Chlamydomonas reinhardtii, 2580 nucleotides long. RefSeq lists its product as uncharacterized. NCBI's taxonomy places the organism in Eukaryota, Viridiplantae, Chlorophyta, Chlorophyceae, Chlamydomonadales, Chlamydomonadaceae. The coding region runs from base 145 to 612 and encodes 155 amino acids. The transcript has 4 exons. The record is from RefSeq and is a predicted model, not a curated record.